Molecule: messenger RNA, 1379 nt
Organism: Hemibagrus wyckioides
Lineage: Eukaryota; Metazoa; Chordata; Actinopteri; Siluriformes; Bagridae
Product: E3 ubiquitin/ISG15 ligase TRIM25-like
Exons: 6
Coding region: 71-1063 (330 amino acids)
Molecular function (GO): zinc ion binding
Source: RefSeq, a predicted model, not a curated record
ACACACAAAACCAGGAAAUUUCAGAGAAAACUAAUCUGAUCUCUCUCUCCACAUGUGAGAGUUCAGGAAAAUGGCUGAAGCCAGUAUUUCAGUAGUUCAAGAUCAGGUCCUCUGUCCAAUGUGUCUGGAUCUCCUGAAGGAUCCGGUGGCUAUCCCCUGUGGUCACCGUUUCUGUAAGGUGUGUAUUAAUGGCUGCUGGAAGAAGGGCGUCUACAGCUGUCCUCAGUGCAGAGACACUUUCACUCCAAGGCCUGUUCUACACAGAAACAACAUGCUGGCUGAAGUGGUGGAGAAACUGAAGAAGACUGAAGUCCAAGCUGCUUCUCCUGCCCACUGUUACGCUGGACCUGGAGAUGUGGAGUGUGAUUUCUGCACUGGGAGAAAACACAAAGCUGUCAAGUCCUGUCUGAUGUGUGUGGCCUCCUUUUGUGAAACUCAUCUGAAACCUCAUCUUGAACAUCCUACUUUUAAAAAACACACAUUAGUCGAAGCCUCUGGAAAUCUUCAAGAGAUCUGCUCUGAACAUGAUAAAAUGCUGGAGAUCUACUGUCGUACUGAUCAAACCUUCAUCUGUUAUUUGUGUACAAUGGAUAAACACAAAGGACACAACACCGUAACAGCUGCAACAGAAAAAGCUGAGAAACAGAGUGAGUUAAAGGAGGAGCAGAUGAAAUUCCAGCAGAGAAUCCAGGAGAAGCAGAAGAAGGUGCAGGAGCUGAAACAGACUGUGAACACUAUAAAGCUCAGUGCACAGACAGCAGUAGAUGACAGUGAGAGGAUCUUUACUGAGAUGAUCAGCUCCAUGGAGAAAAAGCGCUCGGAGGUGACGGAGCUGAUCAGAGCUCAGGAGAAGGCUGAACUGAGUCCAGCUGAACGACUCCUGGAGCAACUGGAGCAGGAGAUUGCUGAUCUUCAGAGGAGAGUCACUGAGCUGGAGCAGCUUUCACACACACACGAUCACAUCCAUUUCCUCCAGGCUUUAGCUUCUGGACAUCGGUCUCCUCCAUUAAUCAGACCAGAGUUUGACACGUCCAGCAUCUCCGUCCCUCAACAUGUCAUUUGAUGGAGUGAGGAUUUCUCUCUCAGAUCUGAAGAAGAGACUGGAGAAAUUCUGUGAGGAGGAAUUCAACAAAAUCCCUCCACAUGCUGCAGCAGUUUAGAUCAUUUCACCACCAGAGCCACAGAGCAGAGAAGAGUUUCUGAAAUAUUUCUGUUAUCUGACUCUGGAUCCCAACACGACACAUCCUACACUCAUUCUGUCUGAGAAGAACAGAGUGGUGAGAAACAGUGAGAGAAGGCAGAAGUACUCUGAUCAUCCAGAGAGAUUUGACUACUGGUAUCAGGUGUUGAGUAAGGAGAGUGUGUGUGGACGCUGGUAC